CGCGCACACGAUAAGUCACGUGCUCAAGCCAGCUCCGCUCUUCGGUUCCGAGUCCAAGUCCAAGUGCAAGAAAGAACCUCAAGUGAUAGGACAAUCGCCCAGUGCUCUCAGUCAAGUGUCAAGUGUGCAGCAGGAUCAACAAAGGACAAAGAUGGACCACAACAUGCACGCGAAUGCGCCACUCCACCAUUGGGGAUAUGCCGCAGGUCCGGCCGUGGCCUUGCCAGCCACCGCCAGCACCCCCCAGAGCCACUGGGUGCAGCCGCCGCAGAGCCAUCACAGCCACGGACACAACAGUCUGAAGCGUGCGCUCUCCGAGAGCGACUGCGACGACCUCUACUCGGAGGAGUCCUCCAAAGAACAAAUCUCUCCUAGUCAGCCGGGUAGCUGCCAACUGAUGAGCCGCAAGAAGCGUCGCGGAGUCAUCGAGAAGAAGCGACGCGAUCGCAUCAACUCCUCGCUCACCGAACUGAAGCGUCUGGUGCCCUCGGCCUACGAGAAGCAGGGAUCCGCCAAGCUGGAGAAGGCCGAAAUACUCCAGCUCACGGUGGAGCAUCUCAAGAAUUUGCAGUCAAAAACAUUGGACUCGCUCAGCUAUGACCCGCAGCGCGUGGCCAUGGACUACCACAUCAUCGGGUUCCGAGAGUGCGCAGCCGAGGUGGCACGCUACUUGGUGACCAUCGAGGGCAUGGACAUCCAGGAUCCGCUGCGCCUGCGCCUCAUGUCCCACCUGCAGUACUUUGUGCAGCAGCGGGAACUCUCGGCCAAGAGCUGUGCCAGUCCCAGUGGAUGGUCCGCCUCUGCUGCCAGUGCCGUCGGCUACCAGGCAACCGCCAGCUGUGCGGCCACUCCCUACCAGACCUAUGCGACUGCCGGAAAUCCUGUAGGUGCCUAUGUCUCCAGCUCAUCACUGCACAGCUACCCAACGCUGAGUGCAUCGCCCUCGCAGCAGCAGCAACCGCAACAGCAGCAACAGCAGCAGCAGCAGCAGCAGCAGCAUGGUGGAAGGACAAGUGUGUCCAGGACAAGUGGAUCGGGUGGUGUCAAUGGUGAGCCGCUGCCACCACAUGAGCUGCACUCCGAUACCAGCAGUCAGCAACAGCAGCAGCAGCAGCAACAGCAGCAACAACAGGUGCAACAUCAACAGCAACCUCCCACCCAUGUCCGGACUCAGACAACGCCUCAGCCGCCACAGCAACAGCAACAGCAACAACAGCAACAACAGCAGCAGCAACAACAACACUAUACACACGAUCACACGGUUGUCCAUCCGGAGCAACAGAUUCCCACCUACAUCGAUCUGACCAACAGCCACCGACCUCCAGCCAGCGGCGAGAGCCUCAGCUACAGCACAGCUCCCCAGUAUCCCGUGAGCGGGGGGCAGGACUACAACAAUGCCAGCGUCCUGCAAUAUGCCACGCCAAACGGUGCCAAACCCUAUCGACCCUGGGGAGCGGAGAUGGCCUAUUGAAGAGGUGGCAGAAAAUAGAAACAUGAUCAGAAAAAUGGAAAUGUAAAUGGAAAGCCCCAAACAGAGUCUAGUCAGGACCCAGUGUGAUAGUCGUAAGUCUAGCCACAUCCAGAGAGAUCCUAGAGAGAUCAUCUUGUUGAGAUUGGAUAUAGGAAGAGGCACAUUACCUAGUGCCCUAAGCAGCCAUCAAUCAUCUAGAGUUAAGAUCCAUGAACCUUUUGUGAAAAUAUUGUAAAUAAAGGAAAUUGUUUAAUAAGAAA
Messenger RNA from Drosophila subobscura, 1731 nucleotides. It is a transcript of the gene Hey, whose product is annotated as hairy/enhancer-of-split related with YRPW motif protein. Gene Ontology annotation, biological process: regulation of neurogenesis; anterior/posterior pattern specification; regulation of transcription by RNA polymerase II. The transcript is spliced from 3 exons. Gene Ontology annotation, molecular function: protein dimerization activity; RNA polymerase II cis-regulatory region sequence-specific DNA binding; DNA-binding transcription factor activity, RNA polymerase II-specific. NCBI's taxonomy places the organism in Eukaryota, Metazoa, Arthropoda, Insecta, Diptera, Drosophilidae. Gene Ontology annotation, cellular component: nucleus. Bases 152 to 1471 code for a protein of 439 amino acids. The record is from RefSeq and is a predicted model, not a curated record.